This is a messenger RNA of Pocillopora meandrina, 2409 nucleotides long. The record is from the annotation of a GenBank genome assembly. Lineage: Eukaryota; Metazoa; Cnidaria; Anthozoa; Scleractinia; Pocilloporidae.
GAAAGUCUCGUGGUUUCACAGUACACAGCUCAGAAGGUAGUAGGAAGUAUGGCUAAUCUUUGGAGAUUAUGGAGCUUUCUCUAUGGAGUUAUCCUUUGGUCGUGUAUUUUACGUGCCGUUUUUGUGAGUGGUCGACUAAUAAGAAAAGGCGAAGCCAGAACAAACUCGACCUUGCAAGAAUUCGAGCGAGGAAUGGACAUGUUGGAACAAUGCAAAACCUUAAAGUGCUCGUUCGCCAUCGAUGGAGGCGAAUGCGAAGAAUUCAAGGAAUCGGUAUACACAGGAAAAGCAAUAGCUAUUUUCAUUAACGUAAACAUCGGAAAUUCGACGAAUAACGAAGAAACCGCAGGAAAGGUCUUGGGGGAGAGUGGAGACACUGGAAUGGUUCAGGUGAAGCGAAAGUGGGCAUGGCUGCGAGACGCGCGUGGAAAGUUUCUUGCCACACUACCUUACGACUUCGAUAUUCUUUCCCUCUCCACUUUGAAAAAGGAUGUGUAUAGUAUAACUUUGGAAUUUACUACGACGCCUCAGUACUGCUUUGCAAACAUGUCUCAAACUUGUCUACGCAGUUUUACUGCGACAGCCAUCUUUGAUUGUCUUGGAGACACUUAUGGCAGCCUCUGUGUGAGAUCAAAAGAAUAUCACUGUUGUAAAAAAAAAGAAAACGGUUAUGUUUGUGAUAAACUCCUUAAAGACAAUCAGUGGAUUAAAAUUGCUAUAAGGUUUCUCUGGGCUUGCUCAAUUGGAUUUGGCCUGUUUGCACCUCUUUUGUUAAAGUAUUUUCCAAAAGAGUUUAAAAAGAGACCUAGAAUAAGGUCAGCGAGGUCAUUGUUCACUAGAAGUGAAUCAGUGUUUACAGAUAAUGAACCCCUAUCAGUGGACACAAUGACAUUGGGUGAGCGUCCACUGAUGUUUGCUCUUGACGAUGGAAUGUUAGAUUUACUACGCACUAAAACGGAGUCAUUGGUUUUCUCAAGAUUGAGUCGUUGUCUUUUUGUCAUCUUGCUGAGUUCUCUGCCUUUGCUACAAGGUUUUAUAUACAUGUACUUAAAGAAGGACGAUGUGGGAGCUACCACUGGAAAAUUUCUUGGUGUUGGAGAUGCAUUUAUCACUUUGAUGGAAUCAGAUGAACGAAUUAAACUGAGUGCUGCAUAUGGUUUUUGCAUCAUGUUAACAUGCAUUACAGUUGCAAUCCCUAGAACCUUGUCUGAUUGUGCAAGGCGGCUCUCUGGGAGGAGAGAUGAGCGCACAUUCCUUGGAUUCAAGAAACCCGAUGAGAUCAUUAGUAUCUCAGACAAGAGAGGGUUCCAGCUGAUGUACGAGAACAUGGUCUUUCAUCUAUACUGUCUACUUAAAUUAAAAUUUUGGAAGUUUGUGCUCCUGGUGAUGAUCUAUCCCUUACUAAAACUCUGCAACAUUGAUGUCUUUGAUGAAGAACUUGCAGAGUCAGAUGAAAAUGUUGAACAAUCAGAUGAGGAAGAAAACUGUCAACUGUGCUCCAAAAUUUGUAAGGUAGUGCUAACACUGCUCUUGUUUCCAUUUUGGGCAGUCACUAUCGCCACAGCUUUCUUCCUGUAUAUUUUUCCAGUUACUUAUGUUGGUUUUCGCAUCUGGAAAAUGCUAUUCCAAAUUGAAAUAGAGUCGCCAUGCUGCCAGUACAUCCCUGCAUGUGUGAGAAUAACAACUUUUCCAGUUUUGUACAUCCUGUUUAUAGUGUUUUGCAUGUGUGUGGAAGCAUCUUAUUACAUGUUAGCAGUCGUCCUGACAUUCAACAUCAUGGUUCUGGGAAGCAUUAUUGGAUUUACAAUAAUUGGAUUUCUCUUUAACAUUGAAUUUUAUUUCCCUUACAUUAUUCUCAGCUUGUGGGUUAUUGUAUACAUUCUCAGAGGAACGCACAAAUAUUAUGCUCAAUUUACCAACCUUAAGACUAUUGUUUUUGAAGAGUGUGAAAAAUUUGACGAAGAGACUAGGAAGGAAGCCAGCAUCCGUGAAACUUUUAGUGGUGCACCUCCCGAGAGAAGAUCCCCGUCACUUUCUUCCCCUCCAAGGAACAAGUCAACUUCAGCAAACUUCCUUAUCACAGUUGAUGGUUAUGGUGUUCCCAGCAUCCCACUGAAUAUUUUCCUUGAAUCCUCUCGUAAACUAAUGCCUUUCAAGCGUAUUAUACUGGCCAAAAUUUUUAAGGUGAUCGCACUGGGAAGUUACCUUGUAGUGAUAUUCUUGUUUGUGAUGUCACUGAUGGAAUUUAAAGCUGUGAAUCCCAUAGUUCAAGGACUGGCACUGUUAUUUCUUGGUGGACUGCCCCUGUUGACUCAGCAAAGCCCACAUCACAAAAUAGAGGCUGAAGAAAUCAGAGAAAGGUUUUAUGUCAGGGAUUUCAUGAAACAGUACACAAAGAGGGAUUUGUAA